AUGAGAGAGUCUGAUGUAAGAGAAAUGUUUAGUAAAUACACAAAGAUUGAGCGUAUUGAUAUUAAAACUGGAUUUUGUUUUGUUGUUUGUGAAACAGAAGAAGAUGCAAAAAAAAUAAUCGAUUUAUCUCAAACAACUCCUUUUAUGUUCCGUGAUAAAAAAAUUAAUAUUGAACUUAGCAAACAGAAUAAUUCAAAUAAAGAAUGUUAUAUUUGUCAUCAACAAGGACAUAUUGCUCGUAAUUGUCCGAAGCAAUCAGGAAGAAGGUAUGAACGAAAUAGGCCUAGAAGAAGACGUUCGAGAAGUAGAUCGCCAAGUAGUAGAAAUCGAAGUAGGUCACCAAAUAGUAGAAGUAGAUCACCAAAUAGUAGAAGUAGAUCACCAAACAGCAGAAGCAGAUCACCAAAUAGUAGAAGUAGAUCACCUUCAAGAAGAAGAUAUCGUAAAAGUACUAGUUAUAAAAGAAGAUAUUCAUCAAGAAGUAGAUCAAGAAGUAGUUCUAGAAGACGUUCAUAUAGUAGGUCAAGAAGUAAUUCAAGAAGUUAUUCUCAAAGAAGUCAACAUAAUGACUAA
This is a messenger RNA of Entamoeba nuttalli P19, 573 nucleotides long. RefSeq names its product zinc knuckle domain containing protein. NCBI's taxonomy places the organism in Eukaryota, Evosea, Mastigamoebida, Endamoebidae. The transcript has 4 exons. The record is from RefSeq and is a predicted model, not a curated record. Gene Ontology annotation, molecular function: RNA binding; zinc ion binding. Bases 1 to 573 code for a protein of 190 amino acids.